UUUUGGAACCACGAAGAAGAGUCGUGUGAACAAGGAAGUUACUAUUUUUACAGGAAGCGUAAAGCUGCCUUUUGUUUAUUUUUGUCUUUGUUUUCUGUAGCGAACCGUUGGCCGUUUCCCAACGGAGCAGUUGGCUAGAUCGACGAAUAGGUUGUCGUUCAUCUGAUUUGUUUCUAUUAAGUUUAUUUUUUUAUGACAGUUGACGAGAUUUGGCGUUAGCAUCACACGCUAACAACAGAGCUAACGGGCCUGGAGGCCAAUAAGGGAUACAGCUACGGCGACGACAGUUAAGUUUAGGCACUAAAAACGAGUACUUAAGUUACGGAAAAGGAUCGUGGUUUGGAUUAAAACGACGAAUGAACACACGUUCCCUGCGUGAAAGUGUUAAACUUAUAUUAUUUUUAUAUUAGCCGAGAUUUUGCGUAACUUCAGGCCGUAGCUGUAUCCCUUCUAGCCCCAACCGCCGUCUGUUAAUUGUAUCCCUGUUUAUGUCCACCAGCUGGGGGUUUUAAGCUUUAAAAACGUUAGAUACCAGUGGGAACAGAGCUCCAGGGCCGCUGUCACACGUUCACCACCCAGGCCAUGUAUGCCCCGCCGGGUACCGCUGUCCCGGGAGGCCGGAGGCGGAGAGGAGGCACCUCCGUGCCCAAGCAGCCGGAGCGGAGCCUGGUGUCGGCGCUGCCCGGGGCUCUGUCCAUCACGGCGCUGUGCACGGCGCUGGCGGAACCGGCCUGGCUUCGCGUGCACGGAGGCACCUGCCCGAAACAAGAGCUGGGGGUGGCGGAUGUCCUCGGGUACAUUGACCCCAAGCUUCUGGACGAUUACUGUGUGAAUCCGCAGACCGUGCUGCUGAUGAGAGUGAUCGCCGCCUUCUGUUUCCUGGGCAUCCUGUGCAGUCUGACUGCUUUCCUCCUGGACGUGUUCGGACCCAAACACCCGGCCCUGAAGAUCACACGCAGAUAUGCAUUCGCACACAUCCUCACAGUGUUGCAGUGUGCCACGGUCAUCGGCUUCUGCUACUGGGCGUCGGAGCUCAUCCUGUCCCUGCAGCAGCAGCACAAGAAGUAUCACGGCUCGCUCAUCUACGUCACCUUCGCCAUCAGCUUCUACCUGGUGGCGGGGGCGGGCGGCGCCUCCAUCCUCGCCACCGCCGCCAACCUGCUGCGCCACUACCCCACCGAGGAGGAGGAGCAGGCGCUGGAGCUGCUCUCCGAGAUGGAGGACAGCAGCGAGACUUUCCCCGCCGACUACGACAUCGCCAAUCAGUUUCAGCCGCCGCCGGCAUACACGCCGUAACGAUCGCCACGCUCCGGCCUUUUUGCUAAACACUCGCUUCUCUCUCUCUGUCUCUCUCUCUCUCUCUGUCUCUCUCUCUCUCUCAGCACGGCUUUUGGCUCGAUGAGCAAAACUUCCCCCCACUCACACUCUUUAUAAAAUGGAUAUCUUUGCGAAAUAUCUCGCCGUAACGAGCGCGGUCUGUGCGCAGAACUUUGAUUGGUUGAUUGGUUGACUGACGGUGCGCUUUGGGUGCAUGAAAGCCUUUUCUUUAGCGGUGGCAGAAAAUGUAGGAGAUGAUUCUUAACGCUCACCACUGAAGCUGUUUGUGAUUUGUAGGGUUGGGCAUCCUUUGGAUUUUAAGGAUUCUGAUUCCGGUUCUCAUCGAUUCUCGAUUCUUUGAGGGGCGGAGUUGAACGGGUCACAUGCUUAUUUCACAAAGAAGAGGAAAGUUUUAUUUUGAUUCAGUGGUGGUUGGCAGUUUUACAGCUUUUUCAACGUAAAAAAUAAAGCCAGACUAGAUAGAGCUCCGCUUACUGAGCUCCGUGGCUGCAACACAACAAGCGCCUGGCUGCUACGGAAACCAAAACUUGCGCAUGUUAAAUUGGGAAGCCGCGAUCGGAUUUGAAACCAAAUCCUCCAAAACGAUCCCAAUAAAGAAACGACACCGAUGGAAUCGUAGGAAUCGGUUCUCGAUGCCCAACCCUAGUGAUAUGCAUGUAAAUGGCGUCUAGAGUUCGGUUCUUUACGCGUAAAGCAAACUUAAACUGCGGGGAGUGCUUUAACAUCACGAGUUACGGACGAAGCCGCGGCCGGAUAAGUGCCGGAGUUUUUUUUUUUUUUUUUUUUUGGCGACCGAGCUGUCGGCAGAUUGUCAGAGGUUCGAUGCUCGUUUUGGAGCUUUGUUAAAGGACUAUUCCGGCGCAAAAUGUACCUAGGGGUUAAUAACGUGUGUGUACCGUGUCGUGUGUUCUCUGGGACAUGUUUUCAUAGUAAUCAAAUGCGUAUCUAGCUUCAGCUAGCUUUAGCGCGAACCAGUGAUUAGCUUGCAACGCUAGUAUUCAGUUACCUGACUCCACCAGAUGGAUCGCUUCGCAUUUGCUCGGCUUAUCCAUCUGGGAACUUUCCGUUGGAGCACUUUUG
Perca flavescens (yellow perch) is the source of this 2418-nucleotide messenger RNA. It is a transcript of the gene tmem127, whose product is annotated as transmembrane protein 127. The record is from RefSeq and is a predicted model, not a curated record. The coding region runs from base 583 to 1296 and encodes 237 amino acids. Gene Ontology annotation, cellular component: membrane. The transcript is spliced from 3 exons. Lineage: Eukaryota; Metazoa; Chordata; Actinopteri; Perciformes; Percidae. Gene Ontology annotation, biological process: negative regulation of TOR signaling; negative regulation of cell population proliferation.